Candidozyma auris is the source of this 237-nucleotide messenger RNA. It is a transcript of the gene RPL38, whose product is annotated as 60S ribosomal protein eL38. Gene Ontology annotation, biological process: translation; protein-RNA complex assembly. The transcript is spliced from 2 exons. Gene Ontology annotation, molecular function: structural constituent of ribosome. Bases 1 to 237 code for a protein of 78 amino acids. The record is from RefSeq and is a predicted model, not a curated record. Gene Ontology annotation, cellular component: cytosolic large ribosomal subunit; ribosome. Lineage: Eukaryota; Fungi; Ascomycota; Pichiomycetes; Serinales; Metschnikowiaceae.
AUGGCUAAAGAGAUCAAGGACAUCAAGGAGUUCGUCGAAUUGGCUAGAAGAGCUGACAUCAAGUCUGCUGUCGUCAAGGUGAACAAGAAGACUAAGGCCAACGGCAAGUCCUUCAAGCAGACCAAGUUCAAGGUCAGAGGUAAGAGAUACCAGUACACCUUGGUUGUGGACGAUGUUUCCAAGGCCAAGAAGUUGCAGCAGUCUUUGCCACCUUCUUUGAAGAUCACCUCUUUGUAA